This is a messenger RNA of Boleophthalmus pectinirostris (great blue-spotted mudskipper), 1461 nucleotides long. Its product is annotated as palmitoyltransferase ZDHHC18-B-like. The transcript is spliced from 9 exons. NCBI's taxonomy places the organism in Eukaryota, Metazoa, Chordata, Actinopteri, Gobiiformes, Gobiidae. Gene Ontology annotation, cellular component: endoplasmic reticulum; Golgi apparatus. Gene Ontology annotation, molecular function: protein-cysteine S-palmitoyltransferase activity. Gene Ontology annotation, biological process: protein targeting to membrane; peptidyl-L-cysteine S-palmitoylation. The coding region runs from base 1 to 1461 and encodes 486 amino acids. The record is from RefSeq and is a predicted model, not a curated record.
AUGAAAAACGAUUAUCAGCAAAUAGACCCAAAGACACUUCCGAUGCCCGCUCCGAGUCAUCCUCCAUCCGAGCGCGAAGCCCGGGAGGAGGACGAGAGGCAGCCCGAGAAGCAGAGGAGGAAACCCCGAAGGAAGUGGCAGGUGUUCCCCGGGAGGAACCGCUUCUUCUGCGAUGGACGCAUCGUUAUGGCUCGGAAAAGUGGUGUCCUGCCUCUUACUCUAGGGCUGAUCCUCGUCACCAGUGGACUUUUCUUUGUGUUUGACUGCCCCUUCUUGGUCCAACAUCUGACCAUGUGUGUACCAGUUAUAGGAGGGCUCCUUUUUGUCUUUGUUCUCAUCACACUACUGCAGACAACUCUGAGUGAUCCAGGAAUCCUGCCCAGAGCCACACCAGACGAGGCUGCGGACAUCGAGAAGCAAAUCGAUGAGUCCAGAAACAGCAGCUACCAGUCCCCACCACGCACUCGGGAGGUUGAGAUCAACGGGCAGGUGGUUAAGCUCAAGUACUGCCCCACGUGUAAGAUGUUCCGCCCGCCUCGCACCUCUCACUGCAGAGUGUGUGACAACUGUGUGGAGCGUUUCGACCAUCACUGCCCGUGGGUGGGGAACUGUGUGGGAAAACGAAACUACAGAUUCUUCUAUUCCUUCAUCGUGUCUCUGUCCUUCCACACAGCCUUUAUUUUUGGCUGUGUGACCACACAUCUUGCUCUCAGGGCUCAGGGUGGCAAGGGACUUGUGUUUGCACUUCAAGAGAGUCCGGGCAGUGCAGUGGAGCUGGUUGUGUGUUUCUUCUCUGUUUGGUCCAUUGUGGGCCUCUCAGGCUUCCAUACUUACCUUGUAGCUUCCAACCGGACCACCAAUGAAGAUAUUAAAGGCUCAUGGUCGGGGAAGAGUGGAGGGGAACCGGUAACAAACCCAUACAGCCACAGAAACAUCUGUACAAACUGUUGCUCCAUCCUCUGUGGACCUAUGCCCCCCAGUUUGAUCGACAGACGAGGUUUCCUGCCUGAAGACAAAUAUGUGCAGACAGGAGCUGGUGGGGACAUGGAGCUGCCUGCACUGACCACUAAGAAUGAGAUAAAUGUGUGCACACAGGGCACUAAAGUCCUUCUGGAGUCUGCCGCUCGCUCGCCGCUCCUGUCCAGCUCGUGUCCUCAGGGAAAAUCUCAGUCAGUCCACACCUGCUCGGACAACCACCUCACCGUGCACGCUGACCCUGCUCCAGAGCUAUCCAACAUUUCUCCCGUUCCUGCUCAGGCCUCUCCCCCGCGCCAAAUCAAAACUCACACUUCUCCACCACAACGAACCAAAACUCAUUCAUCAAAGAGGAAAAAACACACAGCUUUGCACAUGCCCAACUCUAGCCUUGAAGAUCCAGCGCCCCCUACCUCUGUGGAAGUAGACCACCACCACCAUCACCACCGGCAUCAUCAUCGCUCCAAACGAGGUCCACGGCACUGA